Molecule: messenger RNA, 3403 nt
Organism: Mycena citricolor
Lineage: Eukaryota; Fungi; Basidiomycota; Agaricomycetes; Agaricales; Mycenaceae
Source: the annotation of a GenBank genome assembly
CCAAGCGUACGGUUCUGUGUGCAUGAAUACAACUUCGGAGGUAGCACUGAGUGUCUGUCGGAGUGUCGGUGCACGUCUCACUCGAGGACACGGGUUCGUUGUGGCUGGCGAUCAACAUUGUAGGAGCACUAUCCGUUGUAAGACGUUCUGCGUUGUAACACGGCCCAAAAUGCAACCCUACUCGGCAGUCCAUCCAAUCUUUGCCGUGAAACGUCUACCCGAAAGCCAGUCUGACAAUCGACAUGUUCAUCCGGACCUGAUUCAAAGCUUUCUUUGGAGAAGCAUGGAGAAAUGCAUAUACUGACCUGGGCAAAAUUAUCGCAAGUUCUACAUCUAGAACUACAUGCAUCGAGUCGAAUCAAAAUUCGUGACCGGCAUGGACCGGAGUCUGGGUCUUGCACAAUGAUCAUUCGGAAUCUUUCAUAGAUGUUCUCCAAAUGGCCUGUUUUCAACUUCCUCAAAACACCGGCGGUAAACGCAAGGGACUGGACUCGACCUUUCGAACCUUGGACUCUGAGCCAAGUCGGACCAAGCGCCGGACCGAUUCGGCCUUAAGCUCCGAAUUAAUCACAUGAACCACCCCACUUUACUCUCUCUGCUGCCAUGUUUGUGCGCAGUGCGCACCUACGACCUCGUCGUCUACGGACCCCUCAUCUCCGCGCACCCACGCUCUCAUUCUCACGCGCCAACUCCACCUCCUCGUUGUACGACCCAGACGCCGAACCUCGCGAAGAAGAAUCCGUGGAUGUAUGCAUCGUCGGCGGCGGGCCUGCCGGCCUCAGCGCCGCCAUCAGACUUAAGCAGCUCGAAGCCGAGACCGGGAACGAAGUGCGCGUAGUGGUGCUCGAGAAGGGAGCCGAAGUCGGCUCGCACAUUCUUUCUGGGGCUGUCAUCGAGCCAUCCGCACUGGACGCUCUGCUCCCAGACUGGCGCGACGCCGCCGACCACCCCCUGAAGCAGCCCGUCACGUCCUCGACGAUGCGCUUCUUCACGCAGAAGCACGCGAUUCCCAUACCCCACCCGCCGCAGAUGAGCGGCACAGGGAACUACAUCGUCAGUCUCUCCCGCGUCGCCGCCUGGCUCGGCGGCGUCGCAGAGGAGCUGGGUGCUGAGAUCUACCCCGGCUUCGCUGGCGCGCGGUUCCUCCUCACGGACGGCCAGGUGCGUGGCGUCGUCACGCAUGACGCCGGAGUGACGCGCGCGCGCACUAAAUCGGCGAGGUUCGAGCCUGGCGUCGCCUUCCGAGCCAAAGCGACGUUGUUGGCAGAGGGUGCCCAUGGUUCGCUUUCAAAGACGGCGAUCUCGAUGUUCAAUCUGCGCGAAGGAAAACAGGCGCAGACGUACGGAAUCGGGCUGAAAGAGGUCUGGCGCGUAGAGCCGGAGAACCACGUACCUGGGAAAGUCGUGCACACGAUAGGUUGGCCUCUACAGAGCAACACCUACGGUGGUGGAUGGGAAUACCAUAUGGCAGACGGGCUCGUGAGUAUUGGCCUUGUGGUGGGUCUAGAUUACCCCAAUCCGUAUCUGGAACCAUACCGGGAGCUUCAACGCAUGAAACAUCACCCUCAUUACCGAGCGCUGCUCGGCGGCAAAAGCGAGCGACUGGCAUACGGUGCUCGCACUCUGACAGAAGGCGGGCUGCAGAGCCUGCCGAAAUUGGAUUUCCCCGGUGGUGCUUUGAUUGGAUGUUCUGCCGGUGUCGUGAAUACUGCAAAGAUCAAGGGAACCCACAAUGCCAUGAGGGUGCGGUCGAUCUCUGUCUCGCUUCAUCGACUAAUAUCCGACAGACCGGGAUGCUUGCUGCCGAGUCGGCAUUUGCAGCGUUAUAUCCCGAGGCUAAGUUCACUUCGACAGGAGCUCCUGGAGUGACGCUGACACCAGCUGAACAAACCACGGAUGACAUUAUCUCGCUGAGCUCGUACUCGACCGCAUUUCCUCAGUCGCCGGUGUACAAAGAUCUGUACGAAGUUCGAAACGUCAGGCCUUCGUUUGGGCUGCUUGGGCACGGCACGCGGUGGAGUCAGCUGGGCGGAAUCCUGUACUCUGGCAUGGAUACGAUAUUACGCGGGAAUGUGCCUUGGACGUUGAAGCAUCACGUGCCAAAGGACUCGGUGCGUGGCAGCGCUCCAAUGAUAGCGACUAAGCUCACCUGGUGAGCAGGGCUCUCCAUCAGCCUCUUCUCCUGACGCGCUGUCCACGAAACCCGCAAAAGAGUUUUCGCCCAUCGCCUACCCUGCCUACGAGGCCCCGCUGAGCACCGACCUGAUGAGCAGCGUCACGCUCACCGGCACCAACCACAGCGAGGGCGAGCCGGUGCACCUGCGGGUGAUGCGAGGGGUCGGUCCGUCCCCCGACAGCGCAGAGACGGCCUCCCGGCGACGAUCGCAUGUGCACACCAACCACGGCGAAUACGCGGGGCUGCUGCAACGCGCGUGUCCUGCGGGUGUCUACGAGUACGUUCCGGAUGACGGGCGGCACGUUGUCCCGGGAAAUGACGCGAAUGAGGACGAAGGGGCCGAGGGCACAAAGCUUGUGAUCAACUCGCAGAACUGCAUCCAUUGCAAGCUGUGUGAUAUCAAAGUUCCGACGCAGGACAUCACGUGGACCACACCGGAGGGAGGAGGCGGACCCAAGUACAGUGAGUUUUGGAGUACUGUUCGAAGGAUUCUGCGCUGAGACGUUUGAAGCAUUGACUUGAGGCACGUUACAUAAUGGAGAUCGGCACUUUUUCGUCACGCAGCGGACGCGAUUGUGCUCUGUAAGUCUCGCGUUUCGGCUGAGUAUAAAAGUACGCGGUAAAGCAGUACACGGUAUAGUUACGAUAUCACACACUCCGGGGGCGCGGUCACAUGACCUCAAUCAAACGUAAAUAGUCUAUCGAACUUGCUCAUUUUCUCGGCCGACGAUGAUACUUCCCCUAAUUUGGGCCUUCCGAAAUCGGACGAAUCAGUGCCAUUGGCAACCUAUCCAUGUAUGAAUGCCAACCUUUGAAGCACUGUGACAUGCCCAGCUGAUUGCACUGUUUGUGCAAUACUUAUAACCGGUCUAUGUCUCAUCCUCAGGCCGGUCAUUACCUGAGGUGACUAGGACCUCAUGAAGCUACCACCAACCACAAAUAUAUCGGGAUCCCGCAAUGGCUUUGCUCGAUUUCGAGCCACACUGGAAUUACAUGCCUUUCUGUGUCGCUCGUAAGCAUGUCGGCGUUCUAGAGACAAACAUAUUUGGAGUGAGCCUGCGUGAUAUAACUGCGAGCGUGGUCGGCCAGACUGGGCCCGCGCUGCGCUACACUAUGAAUACCUUAGUUGCAGGAUCCCGUGCGAUCCCUGAACGGAACUUAGUAUCCGAACAUGCUCGAUUGCUUUCAGACAGUCGCUCAUCAGGGUUGUGGUGAAACCGGAGGCGG